Molecule: messenger RNA, 1991 nt
Organism: Orbicella faveolata
Lineage: Eukaryota; Metazoa; Cnidaria; Anthozoa; Scleractinia; Merulinidae
Product: DBH-like monooxygenase protein 1 homolog
Biological process (GO): octopamine biosynthetic process; norepinephrine biosynthetic process; dopamine catabolic process
Cellular component (GO): secretory granule membrane
Molecular function (GO): dopamine beta-monooxygenase activity; copper ion binding
Source: RefSeq, a predicted model, not a curated record
CUCCUUUCCCGAACAGCGGCUGGUAGUCGAGCCUUAGUGAUACCAAAAUGAGAUAGAGUGUUCAUGUUUUAUCAUUGCUGAGAAAGAACGUGAGCUGCUGAAGACGGUAGUUUGUCAGUGUUCAGUCCUCUUCGUUAUUAAGUUACCCAAGCCUGACCAGCUGUACAGGCUAUGACGACCUCGUCGCAUGAUAAAAGGGAGGCAAUUUCGGCCACAAGCUGUCAAAACAUCACGAUUUCUUGAACGCCUUCAGCUAUGCUAUAACUCUUUAAAAGAAGUCGACCGUAAAAAAAAGUACUUUGCCGUCGUAAUAGAUUAACUAUGACUUACAAUUUCGUUGUUGGAGCCGACAGAUACAACUUUUUUUCAUAACUUGGGAGUAAACCGAACGCUGUUUUAGCAAAACGUUUUAAAACUAUUUUCGUUUAUAAAUAUAUCAGACAAACAGGAUGUUUUGCCAAUUGCGCCGAGAAGAAAUUGCUCGCUUUGACAUUUAGCUGUAUUGUUAUGCAAAAGAUUAUGGUAAAUUCGUAAUGAACCUGCCAAUAUGCAGAAUAGCCGUCGAAGCUUCUCGCUACAAUCGGCACUCGCAGCAACUCGGCGAAACAGUGAUGGCGGUCUAUGCGGUCUUGAUAAUCUUCCUGGUCUCAUAUGUUGUUAAUAAGAUCGAUGCAACCUCGUAUGCAAGUCUUAGCUCCGCCGAUGAAAACUUCAAGCUACAAUGGACCUACAAUAGCAGCAAGUUUAUAUUCAAGAUGACUUGCAAAACCACAGGCUGGUGUGCUGUGGGAUUCACCACCACUGCUGAUGGAAGAGGCAUGGUCGAUUACGAUAUAGCGGUUGCUGGGUACGCUUCUAGUGCGGGUUAUAUUGAUGAUCGUUGGAGUACCUCGACAACCCUGCCUUCAAAUGAUACAGAGCAAAACUUCAACCUCAUGAUGGCAAGUGAACAGGACGGACAGACCAUGGUGGAGUUUUCCAGAGACGCGCUUACAGGCGACACUGCCAAUGAUGUGCAGUUUAAGGUAUGUUUAAACUAAUGAAAACAUUUUAGAGAGAAAAAGGAACGAGGCCAGAGAACUUGACGAGCUAUUAAGCAUUUGGAAAUGAUCAAACUAGUGUUGAAAUAGGUAAGUUAAGAGAAGUCAGGAGCUCUUCGGUUAAGAGAAGUCAAGAGAAGAGCUCUUUUGAGAAAUAAAGAACCGACUAAUGGGAACAUUUUAGAGAGUAAAAGGAACGAGGCCAAAGAACUUGACGAGCUAUUAAUUAUAAACAUUUGGAAAUGCUCAAACUAGUGUUGAAAUAGGUAAGUUAAGAGAAGUCAGGAGCUCUUUGGCUAACAGAAGUCAAGAAAAGAGCUCUUUGAGAAAUAAAGAGCCGACAAAGCAUGGCUUUGAUUAGAAGCCAAUUGACGACUUUAACGGAUAGAGGAAGCAUUGCCGCAAGUGAAAGUGGCUUAGCUGCUGUCGUGGUGUUCUCCAGAAAUGCUAUUACGGGAGACAAUGCCGAAGAUAUGCAGUUUAUGGUACGACUCCAUCCUAAUGCAAAAAUUUUCAUAUUAUGGAAAAGUGCGAAGAAAAAUUAUUGGUAUAAGGCCUAUAUGGGGGAUUCACUCUGUUACCUUUAUAAUCUUUUGUAGGAGUUCAAUCGUAAGUUCUCCCUUACAAUGUUACACGUUACGUUUUUGCACGAAUUUUUCAUUUUAAUGUAAGGAAAACUCAAGCCCCCUCCCCUCUCCCCUUCCAAAAAAGAAAUAAACGAACAACGGUCGCACAUUUUGCGCUGUGUAGCAAAAGUCUAUAAUUAUAGGAGUCCAAUCUUGCGGGCUCCUUAACAACGUUACAAGUUCUUUUUUUUUGCACGAAUCAAACCCAAACCCUAACUCCCACAGUGCCUCACUCCACACAGGCUCCAGUUGUUCAAAGGGUAGAUAAAUCUAUCCACCGGAUGAAUCGCUAUCCAGUGGAUAAAUGUUCACAAAACAAACCGCA